Messenger RNA from Gavialis gangeticus (Gharial), 4053 nucleotides. RefSeq lists its product as uncharacterized. The coding region runs from base 185 to 883 and encodes 232 amino acids. Lineage: Eukaryota; Metazoa; Chordata; Crocodylia; Gavialidae. The transcript is spliced from 2 exons. The record is from RefSeq and is a predicted model, not a curated record.
CAUACUGAAAUAUUGCUUGAGAGACAGACUUUUGGAAGACUACAUGGGCUGUCUCCUAACUGCACCAGGGCAAGGAAGCCAUGAGUCUGUGAACUGGACAUAAGGAUAUAAACGGGACAAUUUGGGAACUUUAUACUGAGCUGUAUAUGGAAAGUGUUUAAAAUAUUGUUAUUGUGGGAAUUAUAUGAAUUGCCUGCACCUCACUGAGAAACAUUUAAAUGAGGGCAUAGCGAUUAUAAAUGCUGUUCAUUUUGCUGAAGACCCAAAUUUUGCUUUAUAUGGAGUGAUCCAUGAAGAGGAUAAGCCUCUGGUACCCUACUCUGAACACUUAAUUGGGACAAAAAUGAUAAAUUCCUGCUCCAGGGAAAAGUUUAGCCAGGAAAACCACAAUUACCAUGUGCAAUUUUACCACAGAAAGGUAAAAAUUAAUUUAAAAUGGGUUAUCUGUGACUGUGUUAAUAUAACUACAUUAAGUCAUAAUAUUGGUUGUAAUCAUUUGUCCCCAAACAGAAACCCUUCUCCCAAAAAGGAAAAUCAGAACAAACGUGCACCUCCAUGCCUUUACCCUGUAGUGAAAGUGAUCUCACUCAAUACCUCCAAAGAAGGAAGAGAUGCUUCAGAGAAUCAGUUCCUAGAAAUGCCAGAGGGACAGGAACCAGAUCAAAGCCCUCUAACAGCACUAACUCAAAACCACAGAAAUGCUCAUCCUAAGGAUCAGAACCCUGAAGGUCAGGAUGCUAAAAAGACAGAGCAGAAGGACAUGGUGAAAAAACAGAAAAGACUACAUGGUUCUUCAAAGGAAAACACACCACCAAACCCUGAGAGAACCAUGUGUAAAACACAAGAAUUCACUGUUUCAAAGCUGGUGCUUUGGGGCCUGUGAAUAAGAAACUCAGGACUGGUUGCACACACAAUUUAGAGAAGUCUCAGAAGGAGAUUUUUCACCUGUUUUUGAAAGAUGAUUAUUGUGAAAACAACAAGAGGGGAUCUUUGGGCGGUGCAGGCAGAUUUACACAUUACAGAAAGAGUGUGCAGCAUGAUUUGAAAGACCAUGAUUAUUGUGCCAACAAAAAGGGGGGAUCUUUGGGGGUGUGGGCAGAUAUAGACAUUGCAGACAGUGUAUUCAGAGUGUUUUGAAGAUCACGGUUAUUGUUGGAGCAAAAGGUCAGAUUUUAAAUGGAGAGUUGGUGGUAAACUCAGGAGUAAGUAGCUUGUGAGACAAAAAGUCAGGGCCUGGUUAAAAAUGACUUGUAAAAGCUAAAUGUCUGUUGAGAACAAAAAGUGAGCCCCUAGUGAUGGUGAUUCACAUGCCCCUCCUGAAACUGGAGUUGGAAAGUAAGGGUGGUGAAUGUGAUUCAGGGGACCCAUUAGAGAAUCCCUCAAGUGCUUCCCCUCCUGAGCCUCUGAAGUCAGAGAGUGAGGGUGGUGGAUGUGAUUCAGGGAGUCCCUCAAAUGCUUCCCCUUUGCCCGAAUUUAUGGCAUCAGAGAGUGGGGGUGGCGGAUGUGAUUCAAAGGACCCAAUAGAGGAUCUCUCAAAUGCCCCACCUCCUCCUGAGCUAGUGGAGGAUGUCUGGGCACACUUAGAUAUGAUAUGGGUGAGAAGGUGGGAGUGCUUGGAGGUUUAGAACAAGGUUUGCAGCUCGGAGGUAUGCAUGUCAUACUAUAUUUCGACAGUGGCUUAAACUCCUGGACUUUUACCAAGGAGAAGAACAGAACAAAAACAAUGUUUCAGUAUAAUGGAAUCACCUUUCAGGAAGUGAAUGAAGUUCAGAAGACUAGCAAAUGAACAUGCUGUUUUGUACAGCUUUCUUUUUCUCUUUUUGCAGUUCAAAAAUAUAGUAAUAUAGAAUAUGUUUAUCUUAUAUAAUUUAAUACUGAGUAGUUUUCUCUCCAUUUAUUUGAUUAUACAUCUUACGUCUGAUGUUAGACUAGUGACAGGGUACAUAGUUUGCAACAGGUUUCCCUUGAGAAAAGAUCCUACUGAUUUCUCUCUCCUCCAUAUAUUCUUUUCCCUUUAAUUAGCUCAUGCAGAUUUAAAAGGACAUGAUUUCCCUGACACGACAUCAGUCAUUUUCUGCAGUAAAUAGUCACAGGGCAGUGUAUCACACUGAAUAGAGGACUUGAUUCUGUUCCUGGCUUUGCCACUAGACUGUCAAGUAGUCCUGGGCAAGUCAUUUUACUUCUCUAUGCAUCCACAACAUAGGGAGGAUAAUACUAACCCCCUUUGUACAGCACUUUGAGCUUCAUGGAUGAAAAAGCAGUAUAAGAGAUAUGUAUUAUUUCCUCCAUUCCCAGAACUCUCCUUUUAGGAGUUUGCAAAGCUUAUGUCCUCCUUUCAGGUGGGAGUAUUUUUGUACUGUAAUCUAGUUUGGCAACAUAACAAGAUGGAGAUUCUGUCUUGUGAGCUGAAUUGGAGACAGAAUAUAUUGUGAGCAGCGAUAGUUUUUAGUCCUCAAUCUUGAGGAGCAUACGACUCCCAGAAAAAAUUGAGAAACAUAUCUCAAAAACAGUGGCAAAGGCACCUGGAAGGACUCUAAUGGUGUUUUGGCCUAAUGUAGGACCAUUUCAUGCUAUUGAUUUUUUAAGAACUAUAGUUGAAAUGUAGUGAAAAUAUUUUUCCCUGGCCAGCUAUUUUCAGGCUAAUGUUCUUUUGUAGACUUCCCAAGGAUAAUAGUGGAAACAGAGUUGCAGACUUAACCCUAGAAAAAACAUUGCCUUCAUAGUCCUGUGGAAGAUAUGUUAGUAUAAAAGCACUCAGUAUGAGAAAAUCACAUACACACACACAAAUUUUUUGCAGUAUUGAGUCAAUGUUUAGUAUUUCUGAGCCCAAGCUCACAAGGAUUUGUACAGUGCUAUGUCAUUCAGGGGCAGAUGAGCUCCGGCAGAGCCAACAGCCUUCCAUACCUGGAGAGUAGAUGGGCACCGCCAGGUCACUCUGCCUGAAGAAUCACCAGUGAUGCAAAGCAACUCAAGUAACCUCAGCCAAACAGGGUAGAGUGGAGGAGGGUUAUUAUAACACCAAUGGUCGCAGCGGCCUCAGGACUGACUUGACGAUGCCAUUCAGUAGCUUCUAUUUUGAAGACUUCUCCGUUUUAGAUGGCUGUCACAAGUAUGUUUUUUGUGGAGGUUGAUGGAAAUGUAGAAUGCUUUACCUCCUGUGUGUCACACACAAGCAGUUACUAAGCACUCCCAUUACAAAUGUGUCAAGACCAAAGUGUGUAUUUGCUAUGUAGGAUUCUGGUCCCAGUCUGACUGGAAUCCAUAGCAAAUCCCUCUGACUUCAGUUGGUUCUGGGAAAUUCUGUUUUCUCAGAGAGAACUCUUCUUGGUUCAGAAGGAACUUUAACUACAUAAAUGUGGUCUCUUGGUUUCAUUUCACUGGGUUUUAUUUCACAACCACCUGGCCUAACGUUAACUUGGGGAGGGGACAACCUAUUGCUUUUAUUAAUUGCACUUGGUUGUUGUGGAUCAGCACUUUUAAAUCCCAUAUUAGUUGGGCCCACUUCUUUGUCUCAAAAGUUAUGCAUCUCUGGCCUAAAACAUGUAUAAACUGGUCAGAGGUCCCAUAAUUUAGGCACCUGCUAUUGAGUGUAUCAGUCUGAGCUUCAUGCAUCUUAGAUGUAAGCCCACCAUGUUCUAAAAAGUACUUUCUACUAAGGGGAACCAUUAUUUCAAGUCCAUCAUAGAUGAUUUAAGAUUUCUGUUAACUUUGUUCCCUCCUUUAUCAAUCACAAAAUUCAGGUCCUUGCUUUAUGAAUUAUGUAUUAUUUUAUCCCAAAGAAUACUAGGUAGCAGUCAACAGUAAAUUAUAUAUUGUGCAGGGCUUACAUUUAUAUCCAGCAAAGUCUUUGUUUAGAAUAAACCUUCUGAUUUUUAAUAUUGCAAACUUGUCUGGGGAUGUAGUUUGGCUGCAAAUAUUGCCAGUAAUUUUCCUUCUUUGCAGUGCUACUUUUUUUGUAAGAAGAUAUAACUGCUACAAUGAGAAAAUCCCUCUUGAACCUACUUCUGAAUACCAGAUUUCCCACUAAUAAAGAACAAAGCCUAGUUUCUUCAA